Molecule: messenger RNA, 1793 nt
Organism: Dermatophagoides pteronyssinus (European house dust mite)
Lineage: Eukaryota; Metazoa; Arthropoda; Arachnida; Sarcoptiformes; Pyroglyphidae
Gene: Trc8
Product: TRC8 ring finger protein
Biological process (GO): proteasome-mediated ubiquitin-dependent protein catabolic process; ERAD pathway
Cellular component (GO): endomembrane system; Derlin-1 retrotranslocation complex
Molecular function (GO): ubiquitin protein ligase activity
Source: RefSeq, a predicted model, not a curated record
AAACAACAAUUGACAACUACUACUACUAGCCAUACAAAUGAUUUAAAUUCAUUACAAUUUCAGGCAAUAUUAAAUAAUGCAUCAGCUUUUAUUAUGGCAUUAGUAUUUCUACUAUCAUUUACAUUAUUUUUAUUACCAACCGAAUAUUUAUUUCAAUUUUAUAAAUGGAUGUUAUCAAUUAUAACGGCAUUAUUAUCAUAUAUUCUUAAUGAUCAUUAUGUAACAUUAGUAUUUAUGAAUAAUAAUAAUAAUAAUAAUGAUGGUAUAAUUAAUUUGGUACAACAACAAUUAUCAUUUACAAAUGGUUUACAUUAUAUGUUUAUUACAAAUUAUAUUUGUCAGAUGAUAUUGGCCAUAUCAUUCAUCUAUUUGACUGGAAUAUAUAAAUCAAUAAUACCAUUUGUUGCUGCAUUCUUUUUUAUAUUACCAUAUUAUGCAUUCUUUUUAACAAUGUUUAUAUCGAACAAAUAUUUAAUAUAUUUUCCAUCGAUUACAUUGUCAAUAUCUUUGAUAUAUAUACUGGUCACAUUAAUAAUGAAUAUACAGAAUAUUAUACAGGCAUUAUAUUUAAAAUUUGUUUGGAUCAAAUCCUAUAUGAGAGAUUUAGGUUUAUUUGCAUUGAUUGAAUCGGAAUGGAACCGGCUUCAUGUACCACAGGUAUUUCGUAUAUUCUGGAUCAUUCGUAUAACACAACAGGCAAUAUUUUUAAUGAUGGAAAAAUAUCCUGAAACUACCGCAACAGCUACAACAUUCGAUACAUCAAUAUUUAUAUUGAAUAGUACAGCAAUAUUUGAUAAUUGUAAACAUUUAAUGGUACGUGGUUGUGAAACACUUAUUGCUGUACUUGGUAUGACAUCCGUUUUGUCCGGUAUUACACAUCAAAUUGGUUGUAUGAUGCAAACAUUUUUAAUACUUGAUGAUCCUGAUGAUCGUUCAAUUGGUUCAAUAUCGGCUAUAAUGUUUUUUAUACUUGCAUUACAAAAUGGACUAACAUCAAUGGAACCAGAGAAAAGAUUUUUACGUUUAUAUAGAAAUUUUUGUCUAUUAUUUACUGCCAUGUUACAUUUUAUACAUAAUAUGGUCAGUCCAUUAUUAUUUUCAUUAAGUGCAUCAAGAAAUAUGUCAUUACAAAGACAUUUACGAGCUUUAACUGUUUGUACAUUUUUAAUUAUAUCACCAUAUUUGUUUUUGAAUUAUCUUUGGACCCACCAUACUAUUUCAACUUGGUUAUUAGCCGUUUCAGCAUUCGGUAUUGAAGUUAUUGUAAAAGUGAUAAUCACUUUAUUAAUAUAUACAUUAUUCAUGAUUGAUGCUUUUCGUACAUCAAUGUGGGAACAAUUAGAUGAUUAUGUUUAUUAUGUUCGUACAAUUGGUAAUCUAAUUGAAUUUGUAUUCGGUAUAUUUCUUUUUUUGAAUGGUACAUGGAUACUUAUUUUUGAAUCUGGUGGUACUAUACGUGCAUUAAUGAUGUGUAUACAUGCUUAUUUUAAUAUUUGGUGUCAAGCAAUUGCAGGAAUUAACAACAGCACUGUUUGUCUUAGAAAAUGGCUUUAUUUACAGGAUAUUUGUCCAUUAUGUCAUAAAACAUUAUAUAUUUGAACAGAAAACAAAAUUAGAGUUUUAGUAUCUGUGAUUAAAUUCUUCAGAAUCAAAUGUGCUGCAUCAAAUGUUGCUGCUGCUGGUUUUUUCCAUUAUAAAAUGACGAAAGCAAAAGACAUAGAAAACAAAACAAAAGACAUCGAAAACAGAGCUAUCAACAAAUUCAAUCGAACAAUGUGAAAAUCUUCAAGUGA